GGUGUGUCUGCUAGAGAAGGUGCUUUCAUUGUGGUCUCUCAUAUUCUGCUUACAGAUGACUUUGUGAUUUUCAAGGUGGCAGAUCCAGUCCAAUUGGACUAUCUUUGGUGUAUUCCCCUAUGUUUUGAGGCUGUUUCAGAUCAGAUCAAUUCUCAAGUUAAUCCGAGAUCCUUGAAGUUUAGGAAGAACAUCCAUGGGAAGCCUGAGGUAGAGUGGCAACAAAGUGAUGAUUGGCACCCACCACCAUUGCAUUUCAACCUUUCCCAUACUUCUUCUUUGAUAGCCUGUGGGGUUACUAUGAAUUCUCAAAUUGGUAUUGAUGUGGAAGAAAAGCAGCGGACAAUAAGGAAUGAUAUCUUGUCUUUUGCUAGGCGGUACUUUUCACACCAUGAAAUGGAUUUCUUAGCUGCUAUUUCAGACCCUGAAGUUCAGCGCCAGGAGUUCAUAAAGUUAUGGACACUAAAGGAGGCAUAUGUCAAAGCUUUGGGAAGGGGCUUUUCAGGUGCACCUUUCAGGACCUUUACUAUCCGGUGUAGGGCUGCUGCUACUGGAGGAAGCUUUCAUCUAUCUCAGAAUUCAAACUCUGAGGUAUGAUUUAUGAUUAUUCCGUUAAUGAUUUAAAUGGCUGUUCUGAAAUUAGACCGAUUUGACUAGAAUUGAAAACUUGAGGAAUGAAAUAGAUAAAAUUAAAACUUGGCAUCCGUGGUAUUUUGGUCUACACAAUGCUCAACUCACAAAUUCAUUUUUCUCUAGGUUUUAGCUUUCAUAAAGAUAUUUCUGCUUUAAUAUGCCAUGCAAAUUUACCCAAUUUGCUGCACUGAACAUUUAACGUUUACUUCUUGAUCCAAAUAUGCAAAUUCUAACAUUUUAUUUUUGUUUAUAUUUUUGAAAAUUUUAAAAACUGUGAACAAAAAUUCAUUUGAUAUCUAUUUUCAUUUCCAAAAACUUAGAAGCAGUUCACAAAAUUUUUUAAAUUUAGGUAACAAGAAAGUUGGUUUCAUGUGUUUAGGGAAAAAAAAAAAAAAAUUCAUUCAUUCCUCCUCCUUC
Messenger RNA from Camellia sinensis, 1047 nucleotides. The record is from RefSeq and is a predicted model, not a curated record. Lineage: Eukaryota; Viridiplantae; Streptophyta; Magnoliopsida; Ericales; Theaceae.